GAACCCCAGGGCCAUUCAGACGUCACCCCGCACGCCACGCACAAGCGACGACCCCUUCCUCCUCUUCCGCCCUAGGGUUCCGGCCAUGGCGCACGGCGGCCAGCCCCGCCGCGCCCCGGCCGCACGCCGCCCCAAGCCUUCGGCGUCUGCCCCCGCCCCCGACCGGAAGCGGAAGCGCGCCGCCACCUUCAAGACCGCUACGCUCAAGAACCAGAUCCGCUCCACCGAGCGCCUCCUCCGCAAGGACCUUCCUAAUGACAUGAGGGUGGCUCAAGAGAAGAAAUUGGAAGAACUAAAGAAACGGCAAGAGAAUCAGACUCAAGAGGCCAUGCAACGAACAAUACAGUUGAGGGAUAGAAAGAUAAAGUUUUUUGAGAGGCGAAAGAUUGAGAGGAUGAUAAGGCGUCUUGACAAACAGCAACGGUUAAAUGCUGAUGAGGCCAGCAACAAGCUGGCAACAUUGCGAGAAGAUCUUGAAUAUGUUAGAUUUUUCCCAAAGGAAGAAAAAUAUUUCCCUUUAUUCACCGGGGGUAAUACCCCAGAUAUUGUGGAGAAAAGGAAUACAUGGCGUAAACAGAUCAAGGAGAAUCUCAUCGCUGCUGCAGCAAAUGGAAAGGACUUAGAAGAGACAGCCAGUGACGAUGACACCUUGGAUGUGAGUGAAGAUGACUUCUUUAUGUCUGGAAGUUCAAGUGAUGAAGAGGCAGAUGAUGAGCUUACCGAUAAAAGUACAAAAGAACCUGGUGCUUCAGGUAGGGCAGCGUCUGGUAUGUCGAGUGAUGAAAAGAACCAGCGGCAGAGAGAUGCUCGAGUGCUUAUGCCACCACCUCGCUCAUUACCACCUAAUAGAGCUAGAUCUGCGGAUAAACGUGCGGUGUCCAGCUCUGGCAAUGCUUCGACCAGCACAAGUGGUAACUCGUUCAAAAAUAGAAGAGCAUCAAAUCUUUCUGGAGAUCACAACAGCACUCUGAGUUCAAAUUCUGAUGCUCAUAAGCCACGCCGCAAAAGGAGACCGAAGAAGAAGAAGCAGGCAUGAAUGAAUAUUCCGAUCCUCUAGAAGAGCAGAAACUAAGAUGUGUUCCAUCCCAAAGCGCGGCUUCAUUCAUGGCUCGUCGAUUCGAAAAGGGAGAAAGAAACCCAGCCAGCAAGUGUGCCUGAGCAAGCAGUUGAUUUUGUACGCUCGCUCUCUCUGAUGUAAAAUGAACCCUCCUGUUGCUCCCGUCCAUUUGUCUUUCAGAAACAGAAGAACUAACCGUCGUAAAACACCGACCGACAUUGCUCGUUCUUAUCCCUGACUA
Molecule: messenger RNA, 1298 nt
Organism: Triticum dicoccoides
Lineage: Eukaryota; Viridiplantae; Streptophyta; Magnoliopsida; Poales; Poaceae
Product: rRNA-processing protein efg1-like
Exons: 8
Coding region: 86-1036 (316 amino acids)
Biological process (GO): maturation of SSU-rRNA from tricistronic rRNA transcript (SSU-rRNA, 5.8S rRNA, LSU-rRNA)
Cellular component (GO): nucleolus; preribosome, small subunit precursor
Source: RefSeq, a predicted model, not a curated record